This is a messenger RNA of Closterium sp. Naga37s-1, 1740 nucleotides long. The record is from the annotation of a GenBank genome assembly. NCBI's taxonomy places the organism in Eukaryota, Viridiplantae, Streptophyta, Zygnematophyceae, Desmidiales, Closteriaceae.
AUGGCAGCCACAGACGCUGCUGCUGAUGUGGCCGACGAUGAAGAUGAUGCCGACGGUCGCCCAGUUCCCGACCCUCUCACCGGCCUAGACUUCCUACGAACGGUCUUACUGAAGCAUGGGACACCGCCUGCGUCACCGUCGCAACCCACCUCGAGGAGCCCUUCGAUUCCCAGGGUCUCUGCACCUCUGCACGAGGUCAUCACUGAACUAGUCACCGCUGCGCAACAGACGGUGCCCCAUGAGGCGUCUGUCGAAGCACCUUCCCGUCCCGCGCCACCGACGAAGCUGCGGUACCGCCAGACCACGUUUCCGUGGGCAACUCCACCUCCUCCAUCGACCGUUGAAACUCCAGUGAGCGAAGAGUCUCCCAUGCAGGACAGCUCGAAGCCCAAGUUCGACAGCUUUGAGCUGAAAUACGAAGAAGCUCAUGAGCGUUUCAAGACUAGGUGGUCCACCGAUUAUUCAUGGUUGAUUCUUACUAAAACCUCUUCUGGUGCCCCUUCUUUCAAGUGCAGUAUUUGCUUGGAGUUUGCGGGCUUGACUGGCAAGUGUGGACGACGUGGCGAGGGCGCGACCGACGUGCAGACACUGUCCUUCAAGAAGCACGAAGGGACUGUGAAGCACCGAUUUGAUUUGAAACGGCAGGAGGAUCUGCUGCAGAAGUACGGGCGACAGCAGCGCAUCGACAUGCACCCGAAGGCGCAGGACAAGGAGCUGCUGCAGGUUUCGUCGCUCGUGAACUCACUGUACCUCAUGGGGAAGUGCAACGAGCCCAUGGACUCGUGGAUCCGGCUGGUGCGCUACCUGGCGAAGAAGAAGGUGCCCGGGUUUCCCGAGCAGGGGUACGGCACGUACUACAACACGGAGGCGUUGGCUGCCGAAGCCGCGGCAGAGGCGAUUCCAACCUUCAACAUGGUUGACGACGUGAUCCACGCCGUCGCAGAGUAUCUCGGGCGGUCGUCACCAUGGCAUCAGCAGUUCAUGGAGCUGCAGGAGGUGUUCACGUCGACCAACCUCGAGGUGCAAGGGAUUUGCGACGUGCGGUGGCUUUCAAGAGGUGCUGCAGUCGCACGCUUUGUCCAAGUCCUUCCCGCCGUCAUGGUGAUGUUGUCGGAGUGGAAGGACCAGACCAUGUACGAGCUCGUGACGUCGUACAGGUUCCAGUUCCUGAUCAGGUUCCUCGCGGACCUUCUCGAGCAGCUCAACGUCCUCUCGUCGGUUUUCCAGAAGCGGGAGCUCGACUACGCGUUGGUGCACACCCAGAUUGUGCGCACAACCUCCUUGUUGGAGAGCCGGUACAUCGAUUGUGGUGAUGACUUCGGGGGGGGGUCCAACGAGAGGCUGUACCGCUUCAUUGAGAAGCAUGGUCCGACGGAGUCACCAGAAACGGUGGUUGAAGGAGCAUCGUCGGACGACAGUCUCAACCGCUUCAAGAUUACCCUUCAUGAGCGCACCAACCCGAACUAUCGUGUGCCGGGUCAUCACCACGCCUGCGUGGCGCUCUGCACCGACAUGGCCGAGCUUGUCGUCGAGAACCUCCAGUCAAAGCUAGGCGACCUUGACUCUCUUUCCGGAAUGAGACUGUUUAUUCCGGAAGGAUGGCAACCAAACUGGGACCGGGAUGCACGGCAGGCACAGUGCCAGGAGUGGUUGUUGUCGCUUGUGACGUUGUUCCGCGCAGAUGAGUCCGACGAGAUCCUACCAAGUCAGUUACCCUAUGUGUUACCCUGUUCCCCUUAG